Messenger RNA from Danaus plexippus (monarch butterfly), 8446 nucleotides. It is a transcript of the gene Lrp4, whose product is annotated as low-density lipoprotein receptor-related protein 4. The transcript has 35 exons. NCBI's taxonomy places the organism in Eukaryota, Metazoa, Arthropoda, Insecta, Lepidoptera, Nymphalidae. Bases 214 to 5961 code for a protein of 1915 amino acids. Gene Ontology annotation, molecular function: calcium ion binding; protein binding. The record is from RefSeq and is a predicted model, not a curated record.
CUCCCCGGCCGCAGAAUAAUUCGUUUCAGAAUCGCGUCCCAAUAUACAUGUGAAGCGCAUAUUGUCAUAACUAAAAAUAACAGUUUUAAUAUUGUGCUGUGCUGUUGUGCUGUGCUAGUUCUGUGUCCUGGCAUGCCCUGUGUCGGCUGACCUUCAGGUGGUAUAGCGUGUAGUGUGGACGCAUCAUGCUGCAGCCAGUGAGGAUGAUGUUGGAUGAAGAUUCAGCUCAAGUCACUUAGAGCAGCCAUCAUGAAACACAUCACCAUGUUCCAGGCCGUCCUGAUAACGGUCUUUAUUAUAACGAUACAUGGACACGUUAAGGGUGAGGAUGCAGUGCCACCCCAACGAACUCCCAAUGGAACUGUUGAAGUACCGGACCCUCGUUCAGCCAUCGGUCGCGUGCCUCCUUACCAGCCGCCUGCCAUCGGGCUCCCGGGCCCCAUGCAAGUCCCCGGCUUCCGACCCCACAACCCUCACACUCGAGUAGACGGCUGGCAUCCAAAUGGCCGCAUUAGUUCCAAAGGAUCCUACGUGAUCGCCGAUGACCUUGAAGAUGACGAUGACGGCGGAUGUCACAUAUCAUGCUCCAAAGAAUUUUUUUCUUGUCAGACAUCAUGCAAGUGCAUACCAAUGGAGAAGCGUUGCGAUGGCAAAGUCGAAUGUGUGGACGCUGAGGACGAGGCCGGCUGCACUCCGUCGUGCGACGAGCACGACAACCGAACCAUCUGCCUCAACACCAGGGUGUGCAUCGCGAUCGAAUGGAUCUGUGACGGUGACAACGAUUGCGACGAUUUCUCCGAUGAGACACAUUGCGGAGGUGUGACGAAUUGUACUUCAGAUCAGUUCCAAUGUGGCAACGGACUGUGCAUAGAUAAAGACUGGGUCUGCGAUGGUGCUGAUGACUGUCGUGACAACUCCGACGAGAUCCAUUGCCCCAAAGGAAAAUGCCGAGACAACCAGUUCACCUGUCUGACGGGAGAGUGUCUGGCGCUUCACUGGCGCUGCGAUAAGGAAGCUGACUGUCCUGAUAACUCGGACGAAUCCGAAUGUCCCGUGGAACUGUUACAAUGCGGCGAGAAUGAGAUCCAGUGUAACAACAAGAAGUGUGUGAGAAAAGAUUUCCAAUGUGACGGCGACAACGACUGCGGCGAUUGGACCGACGAGGACUCCUGUCCCGUUCUGCCCGGAAGUUGCAGUUCGUCUGAAUACAAAUGCAAGGAUGGUAAGUGCAUCCCGGAGCGUUGGAAAUGCGAUGCGGAGCGCGACUGUGAGGACGGUGAUGAUGAAGUGAGCUGUGAACCGCACGGAGUCAGGAACUGCACCGUCGACGAGUACACUUGCAUUGAUAGGCGAUGUAUAUCGAAAACUUGGCUCUGCGAUGGACUUAGGGAUUGCAGCAAUGGAGAAGAUGAAUUAAACUGUGAAGUAUUUUGUGAGAAGGAUCAAUACAUGUGUAAAUCAAUUAAAAGCGACGCAUUCAGAAACUGCGUAAAUAGGAAACACGUGUGUGAUGGUAUGAAGGACUGUCCUCAAGGAGACGACGAAGAGAAAUGUCCCACAAAAAGAAAGUGCCGGCCAGAUGACAAAUGUGAACGACAAUGCAUUACAACCUUCGAUGGUUUCCCAGCUUGCGCAUGUCCUAUUGGUUAUUUGUUGGAUAAUAACGGUUAUAGCUGCCAGGAUAUAGACGAGUGCAUGUACGAACAAGACCCAGUUUGCUCACAAACCUGUUCAAAUACCCUCGGCAGUUACAUGUGUGGAUGCAUGACUGGUUAUGUGCUGAGACCUGAUGCCCGGUCUUGUAAGGCUACCGGGGAGUCACCCACUUUAUUGUUUUCUAAUGGUGUUGGAAUACGACAGGUCUGGCUAACUGGAGAAAACUACAUGUCAAUUUUAAAAGGCUUACACAAAGCUAUGGCUCUAGACUAUCAUUACAAGAAAAACCUCGUAUUUUGGACUGAAAAUAACAUGAGAGUGAUAAGAGUUGCGCCGUUGGAUAGUAAUAAUAUGACGGAUGUGGUUAGGUGGGGUAUAGAAACACCAGGUGGUUUAGCCGUGGACUGGAUCCAUGAUCUUCUCUUCUGGACAGACUCUGGCACAAGACGAGUGGAGGUGGCCACGCUGGACGGCUCCCAGCGAGCAGUUCUAGCCGCUAGUGACGUCGACAAGCCACGAGCUAUAGCUGUUCAUCCCGGAGAUGCUCUCGUCUUUUGGACUGAUUGGGGACCUAAUCCAAAAAUAGAACGUGCAAAUAUGGACGGUGAUAAUCGCAAGAGCAUUAUAGUCCAUAACAUAUUUUGGCCCAACGGCUUGACUAUUGAUUAUACUGAAUCCACCAUUUAUUGGGCCGAUGCUAAGCAUCAUGUUAUUGAAAAAGCAUCCUUCAACGGUUUGGACAGGAAGCGCAUUAUAAACAAGGGCUUACCUCAUCCAUUUGCGUUAACAUUGUUUGAGGACGCCAUAUACUGGACCGACUGGCACACGAAGAGUAUUUCAACUGUCAAUAAGAAAACUGGCAUGGGCAUGCAGACUGUCCAUGCGAGUUUAUAUGUCCCCAUGGAUAUACAGAGCUUCCACCCACUCCGUCAGCGCUCGUAUAAGAAUCGUUGCGUCAACAAUGGCGGCUGUUCUCACAUGUGCCUCCCAGCGUCGUCUGAACGAACGUGUCGCUGCCCUGUAGGGUUCAACCUUAAUUCGGACGGACGAACCUGUGAAGAAACUCCAGAGAAGUUACUUCUCUAUGCUCAUCGGAAGGAUAUACGACUUAAGCAAUUAAAUCCACGAAAGCACAUGGACUCCUUGGAUAUGGUUAUACCAGUUGAAAAUAUUAAGUCCGCUGUAGCUCUAGACUGGGAUCACAACAGCAAUUCUAUAUUUUGGACUGAUGUAGAAAAGGACACGAUUAAUAAAGCCUUCUUGAAUGGUUCUCAUCAAACUAUUAUUGUUGGCUCAAACUUAAUAUCCCCAGCCGGACUUGCUUAUGAUUGGCUAACAAAUAAAUUGUAUUGGACCGACGCCGGCACUAACAGGAUUGAAGUAGCAAAUGCAAAUGGUAGCAUGCGGACCCUGUUGGCUUGGGAAAAUAUUGACAAACCUAGAGACAUAGUGCUUGAUCCUAUCGGUGGUAUAAUGUAUUGGUCCGAUUGGGGCUCUUCGCCCUGCAUUGAGCGCGCAGAUAUGGAUGGUGGCAAUAGACAACGUCUCAUCUUUGGUGACAUGACGUGGCCGAAUGGCCUUGCGCUUGAUUUACCAAACAAACGCAUAUAUUGGACCGAUGGUGGUAAUCGUACCAUUGAAUAUGCUAAUCUAGAUGGCACUGGUCGUACUGUUUUAAUAGGUCAAGAUCUAACACAUCCUUUUGGGCUUGAUUUAUACGGUGAUGAGGUAUUUUGGACCGACUGGAACACCCAGUCCAUCCAAGCCGCAAACAAGUAUACUGGAAAACAAAGGAGAACAUUGGGAGCUGGUGUCGAAGGGCUUAUGGAUGUGAGAGUAUUUCACAAGGAACGGAUGAGCAGUAGAAAUCCCUGCAGUAAUAAUAACGGAGGCUGUUCACACUUAUGUUUAUUAAAACCAAUGGGGCGGAGUUGCGCUUGUCCUAUUGGUAUUAAAUUAAGCAAUGAUGGCAGAAUUUGUACGAAUGGACCAAUCAACUUCUUAAUCUUUGCUCAUCGCGUUGAUAUACGUAUUGUGUCUUUAGAUGUACCGUACCUUGUCGAUGUUGUUCUACCGUUACCUGCUCUAAAGAACGCUCUUGGAGUUGACGUUGAUCAGAGAACUGGACUUAUAUAUUGGACUGACACCGGGGAACGAAAAAUAAAACGGGCUAACAAAGAAGGUCAUCAAAAUGAAACUAUCAUUGGACGAGGUCUUCAUACUGCUGAUGGAAUAGCUAUUGAUUCAGCCGGGCGAAAGAUUUAUUGGACUGACGGUGGAAGAAAUAGCAUCGAAGUUGCAGAACUUAACGGCACAAAUAGAAAAGUUCUUGUGUGGACUGGGUUAGAUUCUCCGCGAGCUAUAGCAUUGCAUUACGAUUACGGCUUUAUGUUUUGGUCUGAUUGGGGAACUUCAGCGAAAAUCGAGAGAGCUGACAUGGACGGGAAAAACAGACGAAUUAUUGUCGAUAACAACAUCAAGUGGCCGAACGGACUAGCCAUCGACAGAAUUGAAAGUCGCCUGUACUGGAAUGACGCCAAGGUUUUGACAAUAGAAAGCUCAAACUUUAAUGGACACGACCGUCGCACUCUUCUCACUCAGGUUCCUUAUCCGUACGGCAUCGUGAUCGUCGGACAACACAUUUAUUGGACUGAUUGGAAGACAAAAGCAUUGCAUAGAGCAGACAAGUCCAAUGGAAGAGAACAAUUGAAGAUAAGGGAAAAUCUUGAAGGACUUAUGGACAUAAGAGCUAUACAGGGCGAUCACAUUUUAGAAAACGCUUGUGGAAAAAAUAAUGGUGGUUGUUCUCACCUCUGUUUACGCUCGCCCCAAGGUUACACGUGUGCGUGUCCGACAGGAUUAUUAUUUAAGAAUGAGUCGGAACUUAAUCCUAAAACAUGUAAGAAACAUCCCGAUAAUUUCCUUGUAUUCGCCGCCAGAGGAAGUAUUGCAUUGAUAUCACUAGAUACUCCUGAGCAGUGGGAUAUUACGUUGCCAGUCAAGGAUAUACAAAACUCAGUUGCCGUGGAUUAUCAUUGGGAACGGAAAUUGAUAUUCUUCACGGAUGUCUAUCAUAAUGAGAUACGAUCAAUAGACAUGGAAAACAUGAGCGAUUCCAGAGUCAUCGUGAACACUGGCCUUGACACACCUAAUGGAUUGGGAGUGGACUGGAUUGCGAAUAACAUCUACUGGACCGAUAAUGACUUCAAGGUCGUGGAAGUAGCAAGACUUGAUGGUUCAUCAAGAAAAACUCUUAUUACUGGCCUUACGGAACCUAGAGCUUUGGCUUUAUUCCCUGCUAAGGGCUUCCUAUACUGGAGUGACUGGGGUGAGAGUCCUAACAUUGAAAGAGCUUCUUUGGAUGGUAGUCAAAGAAGAAUUAUAGUGAAUCAUGACUUAGGCUUUCCCAACGGCAUAACAAUUGAUUAUAAAGACAGGCGACUUUACUGGACAGAUGCUCUAAAAGACAGAAUUGACACGUCUGAUUUGAACGGCCAGCAUAGGGUUCAACUUAUACCUGAAGCUAAGAAUCCAUUUGGAAUGACUCAGUUUAAUAACUACAUUUAUUGGACCGAUUGGUAUAAAAAAUCAGUGAUGAGAGCAGAUAAGAGAACUGGUAAAAACGUGACGGCAAUACGAACAGAUUUAGAGAUGGUCAUGGAAAUUAAAGCUGUGUCUUCUGAGAAACAACACGGUUGGAACCCAUGCAAGGAAGAUAACGGAGGAUGCUCACAUUUGUGUUUGUUUAGAGGACAUGAUUACGUUUGCGCUUGUCCAGAUGCUUUUGAUGACAAAGUUUGCUCAACGACUCCAAAACUCCGCGUUGAUUUACGAAUGCCAGCACACUACCCUUCAUUCUACGACUACAUGGACAUCGAGAUCGGUAACAAAAUUGCAAUGCAUCCCACAACAGCGCCAUCCACUAAUAUCGGAAGUAUUGUAAUUGGAGUGGCAGUUGCAGUUUUUAUAAUUCUUGCGAUAUUAACAACUGCUUUUGUAUGCUUUAAAAUGCGACGCAAUCGAGACGGUGAGAUAAAGGAAAACUACCGCGAGUCAAGCGGACACAUUUCCUUCCAUAAUCCCAACUACAGCUGUGCUACGAUGGUAGGAGAACCCGCGGAGAGAAGGCAGAAUAGGUUCCAGGGUAUAUUCAAAUACGAUAAAAGUCAGGGGCGUGUAACUAACGUGUACAUGCCGGAGGGCACGAGCCUACUACCACCAGCGCCUCCUCCACCCCCACACCGAGUCCCUCCACGACCAGCAAACGAUGACUUCGAACCUGUCACUCUACACCCAUUCGCUUGAAGGACUAUGAAGUAUCCACGACACGCUACUAUACGACGCAAUUUAGACGAUACGCGGCUUUGUUUGAUUUAGUAUAAUCAAAUAAAGUCACUUUCGUCUCAUAGUUAUUGAUUAGAGCUGGUAGCUAGCGGUAGAAGCAUUUGUAGGGUAGAUAAACAUCUACUGUUGUUAAAAAUGACCGGACAUACAGUAUUGUAAGACGGUAGGUAUAUAUCAUACAGAAGGUUACCAACAUGUACUUUAUUUGUAUUUUAAUAAUGAUCGCAAGAUUUCCAGUCUUUAGAGGCUAGUUUAAUAUCAUUUUUGAAUUUUACACUUAUUUCCGUUUCUAUUUAAUACAAUAAGUUUAUAAAUAUCACUGAAUGUACGAUUGUGAUAAUUUGUUUUUAUCUUUUAUUAUAUAUCAUGAGUUUAAAAUAACUUUUGUCAUGCAAAGUUGUAAGUCAAUUUUAUAAGAGAUAUAUACAUAUAGUUUAAAAUAAAUAUGCAUGUACAAAGUACGCGAAACAUCCUUGGCCUAAACGAGUAAAACUUAAAGCGUCUUAAGUUGAUUCAGAUCAAUAUAACAGUGGAAAUGCAAAGCCGAUAACAUUUAUAUAAAAAAUAACGUGUAAAUAGAUAUCGUAAAAAAAUAUUAUGAAUGUCCCAGUAAAGUAGAAAACGGUAAUUAUUAUAAGGAUGUCGUAUUAACUAAUCCUUAGACGAAAUACUGUACCUACAUGUGUCACCAGCUAGGUCUCGCUUCCUUUGUUACAGAGAUGAGGUAAUAUCUAAGAAUUUCUAGUAUAGUAUUCUAGUUCAUUUAAUGAUAAUAAAUUAUCACAUAUAAAUAACGUAGGAUGUAAGGAAAUGUUUGUAUUAUUUUUGUAUCUGUCGUCUUUACUGGCUUUCCCGAGGCUCAGGGGAAAACAGCGAAGCCGACUGUUGUUGGCACAAUGUUAUGAACACUUUGUAACAGUAAUAUUACGUAGGUGUAAGGGUACGGGCGACAACUUAUUAUGAUUUAUAUACCUUAAUCAUUUACCACCGCGAUGAACCAUGUCCCUCGUUUGUUUCCGACACAGUACUGUCUUAUUGUUAGUAUUAAUUCACCACGGUAAUAUGGUGACAAUAAUAUAUCAAUAUAAAUAAAUUAGUUCUAAUCGCGACGUCUCGUCUGACCGAUUUGUUAAAUUAAUUUUAUCAUGUAAUAACGUGAAUAUCUAUUUUGUUCGAGUAACGGAAUUUUUAUGAUGGAAAUAUAACUCAUAUCAACAUCAUCGGUUAAGACUUAAGAUCUAUAUUUAAAGUAUAAUUAUUGUGUUAUACAGCGUGUAGGAAUAGUAUCGAUGGGUGGCGGGUCCUGUCCGAUUUUGUCACGACCGCCACCUUGUUAUCCGAUGGCUCGAUAUUAUUUCUUUCGACCGUCAUUGUGUUACGUCUCUUUUUUUGGACACAGUCAUAUUCCCGCCACUAGCGUGCACGUCACAGGGUGUUUUAAUCUAAGGUAGAGUUGCGACGUCAGUUAACAGUCACUGACAUGCUUCUACUCUGCGUUUUUAUAAGCACAACAUUUUUAUUAUAGGUAUAUAUAUAUAUAUAUGUAUUGUUUUGUCGACCUCAGUCGACACCAUAAGGAUAACAAUAGUUUAUACGUGUUUAUAUAUUAUAGUAUAAUAUUCAGAACUUCGGUUCUAUAGUCGUAAUAUACACACAGAUUCCUUCAGCUACUUGUAAGUACCGUAUUGUUCUUUAAAAGAAUACUAAAUCGUAACUUGCAUAUAAUGUAUGUUGUUUCGUUCUGAGAUGUUUAUAGUACGCUUCACUGGAUCCCGCGAUGUGUGAUUCGUCUUGCAACGCGUUACGCGACCCGUCCUUUAUUGCUUUUCUAAACGAAUCUAUUCAUUCGUCGCGAUCGCCGGAAGCCAUAUCUAAGGGAUUCCUUCUCCUAUAAAACGUCUACUAUUUAUACUAUAGAAUAUUUUGAACCCAGGACGCUGGUAAGUUUAUGUGUAGAUAUUAUUUCUCGUACACGGAGCCCUUAGAUCUGGCCGAGUCGAGGGUGUGGUUUUAUAUGAUGUUUGGCAAUCAUUUCUCAAGACAGACAUAAAAUUGAGAUUACUUUCCCUUUUCGAUUAUUUUAUAUAGAUUAAGGGGGAGAGUCAGUGCUGUGAUACAGAUGUUUUGUGGCUAACGAGUGGGUUAUAAGUGAGUUUAAAUAUAUAUAUUAUAUAUGUAUAAUAUAAUUUAAAUUUAUUUAUUUCAUAAGUCCGUUUAGUAACAGGUGCUAGAAACGCACACGUUAUUUGGUAGCGUAAAUAUAUUUUUCAAUAUUUAAUUUUAUAUACAGUGCCAAAUUCGUUAUUAUUAUUUAGUUCGUUUAGCGUAAUAUUAAAGUUAAAAUAAUUCAAACAGCUUUCACACCUUUGGCCUCCUCAACGAGGUGUCAAAACUGUUUACGAAGUUUAUUACUGUACUGAAAUUUAAAAUAGAAAUUAUUCAAGUA